This is a messenger RNA of Otolemur garnettii (small-eared galago), 3442 nucleotides long. It is a transcript of the gene TCAF2, whose product is annotated as TRPM8 channel associated factor 2. The coding region runs from base 58 to 2805 and encodes 915 amino acids. Gene Ontology annotation, biological process: negative regulation of anion channel activity. NCBI's taxonomy places the organism in Eukaryota, Metazoa, Chordata, Mammalia, Primates, Galagidae. The record is from RefSeq and is a predicted model, not a curated record. The transcript is spliced from 8 exons.
GCUGGGUGAAGAACCGGUCUCCAGGGAUUUCGACUACCUCGGCCAGCUGAUAGAAUCAUGGCAACAACCCCUGCUACUGCUUUUGAGGCCCUCAUGGAGGGAGUGACAAACUGGGAUGUCCCCAAAGGUCCCAUCCCCAGUGAACUCCUUCUUAUUGGAGAAGCUGCCUUCCCAGUAAUGGUGAAUGACAAGGGCCAGGUGCUCAUUGCUGCAUCUUCCUAUGGUGAAGGCCGGCUGGUGAUCUUACCCCAUGAAGGCUACCUGCUACAUGCUGGCCUGGCUCCAUUUCUUCUUAAUGCUGUGGGCUGGCUGCGCCCCUCCCCUGGAGCUCCCAUUAGAGUCCACACAUCCCUGGCAUCACUAGUGAACAUCCUGCAGAACUCCGGGAUUGAAGCCCAGACUGCACCAGAACCAGGAGAGGGCCUGGGGGUUUACUGCACCAGUGCCUAUGAUAAUGCCAUGACUGCGACGCUGAUCCAGUAUGUGAAACAUGGAGGGGGCUUGCUCAUCGGGGGCCAAGCCUGGUAUUGGGCUAGUAAGCAUGGUCGUGACAAGGUGCUGUCCACGUUCCCUGGGAACAAGGUGACAAGUGUGGCUGGAGUGUACUUCACUGACAUCUGUGGAGACAGAGGCCGGUUCAAGGUCUCUAAGAAAGUGCCCAAGAUUCCACUCCAUGUCAGGUGUGGGGAGGAUCUCAGGCAGGACCAGCAGCAGCUCCUGGAAGGGAUCUCAGAGUUGGACAUCAGGACAGGGGGCAUUCCCUCUCAGCUGCUGGUGCAUGGAGCCCUGGCCUUCCCCCUUGGGCUUGAUGCUUCACUUUGCUGCUUUCUGGCAGCUGCCCGCUAUGGCCGUGGCCGGGUGGUCCUGGCUGCCCAUGAGGGCAUGCUCUGUGCUCCCAAGAUGCAGCCCUUUAUGCUGAAUGCUAUACACUGGUUGGCUAGAGGCCAGACUGGCAAAGUUGGGGUUAACACAAAUCUGAAAAAUCUAUGUUCCCUACUGUCAGAGCAUGGUCUGCAGUGCAGCCUAGAGCCCCAUCUAACCAGUGGCAUGUGUGUCUACUGCUGCAUGGCUUACAGUGACAAGGAGGCUAAGAAGCUGCAGGAGUUCGUGGCCGAGGGUGGGGGACUGCUAAUUGGUGGCCAGGCCUGGUGGUGGGCCUCCCAGAACCCAGGCCGCUCUGCUUUGGCUUAUUUCCCUGGUAAUAUCAUCCUCAACUGCUUUGGCCUCAGCAUCAUGCCUAGGACACUCAGCCCAGGCUGUUUCCCUGUUCCCUCCUCUGGGACUAGGAGCUACCACUUCCGCAAGGCACUGUCUGAGUUUCAGGCUGUACUGAGCGACAGGAGCAGAAAUUUGGAAAAGAACUGUCUGGCAAAGUUGGGGGUAGAUGGUGCAGCCUUUCUACAGAUUCCAGCAGAGGGGAUCCCUGCUUAUGUAUCCCUACACCGGCUCCUGAGAAAGAUGCUGCGGCAAUCGGGCCUCCCAACUGUGAGCAGAGAAAACCCAGUGGCCAGUGACUCCUGUGAGGCUGCAGUGCUCUGCCUGGCCACAGAGCUGGCACAUUCUGGAACUGACUGCUCCCAGCUGACCCAGGGCCUUGGUAGUCGGACCUGCUCCUCCAGUUUGUACCCCUCAGAACACCCCAUAACGGUGGAGAUCAAUGCAACCAACCCAGGCAGCGGUGACUCCUGGGUGAGUACAGGGCUCUACCUCCUGGAAGGGCAAAAUGCAGAAGUCUCACUAUCAGAAGCUGCUGCCUCUGCUGGCCUCAAGAUACAGAUUGGCUGCCACACUGAUGACUUGACCAAGGCCAGGAAGCUCUCUCGAGCCCCCGUGGUGACACACCAGUGCUGUAUGGAUAGGAUCAAACGGUCAGUGUCCUGCCUCUGGGGUGGCCUCCUCUACAUCGUUGUGCCCGAAGGUAGUCAACUCGGCCCUGUGUCUGUCACCAUCAAGAGGGCUGUGCCUGCCCCCUACUAUAAGCAGGGUGAGACAUCCCUGGAAGAGUGGAGAAGCCGUGUCCAGAAGAACCUGGCACCGUGGGGGGAGCUGGCCACAGACAACAUCAUCCUCACGGUACCAACCACAAGCCUCCAGGCCCUGGAAGACCCUCAGCCCAUGCUCCACCUCUGGGAUGAGAUGAUGCAGGCUGUGGCCAGACUAGGGGCACAGCCCUUCCCUUUCUGCCGGCCAGAGAGGAUCGUUGCUGAUGUACAGAUCUCAGCUGGCUGGAUGCACUCAGGGUACCCCAUCAUGUGUCAUCUGGAGUCGGUGCAGGAGCUAAUCAGCGAGGCAGGCAUGAGGAGCAGAGGACUGUGGGGCCCCAUUCAUGAGCUGGGCCACAACCAGCAAUGCCAGGGGUGGGAGUUCCCCCCACACACCACUGAGGCCACUUGCAACCUGUGGUCAGUCUAUGUACAUGAGACAGUGCUGGGCAUCCCCCGGGCCCAGGCCCACCCUGCUCUCAGACGUCCAGAAAGAGAAAAGAGAAUCAAAGCCCAUCUGAGGAAAGGAGCCCCUCUGCGUGACUGGAGUGUGUGGACAGCUCUGGAAACAUAUCUACAGCUCCAGGAGGGCUUCGGGUGGGAGCCAUUCACCCAGCUCUUUGCUGAGUACCAGACCCUGUCUGGCGUCCCCAGUGACAACGCUGGCAAGAUGAAUCUAUGGGUGAAGAAGUUCUCUGAAAAAGUGCAGAAGAAUCUGGUGCCUUUCUUUAAGGCCUGGGGUUGGCCUGUCCAAAAGGAAGUGGCUGACAGCCUGUCCUCCUUGCCAGAGUGGAAGGAAAACCCCCUGACAGCCUACAUCUGAUCUGAGGGGAAAGGAACACCCAGCUGGGGAGGGGGAGAGCAGGGAGGACUGUGCCAGCUCCUCUGCUGUGGCUCUGGCCUGCUGUGAUCAUGCCUGGAGCCUGAAUCCCACUUCCCAGCAUGUCUUCCCAUGGCCGUCCAGGGAACACCUUUGUCAGGAAUGUGCCUUCCCACUGCUUCCACACAUUUCUCAGCUGAUCUGUGGCUCUCACCCAGACACUUGCUCCCCAUCCUAGUCCCACAGCUUCUCAUUUGGCCAUCUGAGGUUCUAUUUUUGAGCAGUGGGUUCUAAAGAUCAUGGGUUCCCGUAAUAAUCUAAUUUCAGUUCCUUUCCCCUGUACCCCUGAGCAAGGCUUCUAAUUCCUUCUGCUUUGAGAUGUUUUUAUAUCUUGAAUGGCAGGUUGCUAUGGUGGAGAGGGCCUGAGCCAGCCUUGGUUCUCUGUGUUUCUGCCUUCUCAUCCAUGACAUGGGGACACACAGCCCUUCCUCAAAGGGCUGUUGCUUGGCAAUGCUGAGGUCUGAGUGGUACAGUGUGCACAGACACGUGGGGGUGUCUGGAAGCCCUCCCGGGGCCCACAGUGGCCCCACACAAUGUUCAGUGUGCGUUGAUUCCUGAGCACCCAGCUAUGGCUUCAUUU